GGCGCGAUGCAUGCUGGGAGCCGCCAUGGCCUGGUAACUGCCGUUUAUCUUCUGCAGACUCCUGACACAGCGGCUGGAGCGGCACCGGAGCUUUCUUUGGUGAUGGUUUAAAGGUGAAACGAGAUAGUGAGAGAUGCAGUUUGGGCCAUGAAUGGACUAUUCUGCAAACAGCGACGCUGUAACGGAUUUUAGAGCGAGUGUCACGCCCACUGUGGUCAGUAACAUUAAAACGGUACCGUACGGUAAGCUAGCUCAGCUAAUUAAGGCAACCAGGCAAAAGCAGCCCUUAGCUCGGCAGUAAUGUAGUGGAAGUGGAGCUACCGCCCCUGGUUGCACACUGUCAGGCUGUCGUGUUUAUUCCUCUCAGCGCCGGGUUCUGCUCCGCUGUCAGAUAAGACUGCGACAGGGCAGUUAUGUUAUUGUAGGUGGCUAGCAAGCUGACUGGGGCGUUUCUGACUCUGUCACUGAAUUUUUAAUGUUUGCCUCUUUCGGCAUCACUGUCGGAGGAGAGAGUGAUGGGCUCCGGGGCUGUGGACUCGUCCCAAUGGCUUUCGGUAAAGGAGGAGACGAUAUUUCUCCAUGACGGACUCAUACGGGUGACGGAUCUGGCCGAGCUGCCCAGCGAGAUCGGGGUGUCGGAACAGGGAGAUACUGAGCAGGAGAUUCUUACUUUUGAGACAAAAAACCCUGUUGAGCUUGCAGAGCGUCUUCGGGCCGUCUGUGGGAAUCAGAGCAACGCAUACGCUCGUCUACUGGAGUACCGUCUCAAUGCACUGCGUGGCCUGUGGGCGGCGCAGCGGCAGCUGGCCUUGGAGGAGCAGCAGGAUCGUGAGGGAACUGGAGGGGCUGAUGAGGAGACCCUGGCCUUGCUCAAAAGGCAAGGUCUCCUCCAGCAACCUGAGCAAGCUCCUUUUACUUCCCGUGUUGCCCUACUGCUGGUCUUCCCCCUUCUGCAAUCCCAGACUCGCAGUGAUCCAGCGCUCUGUGGGGUAACAGCAGAAGUACUUCUAGCCUGCCUCCGGGACUGCCAGCCUCUCAGCCUGAGCAAAGAACCUGCAGACUGUCUCAAUGGCCUGGAAGGCUUGCUUUGCUCCUGGCUAGAAGAUGAUCCCCAGGAGUCAGGCCAGGCUCAGCCCCAGGCUUGCUCACAGAUUCUUCACUCACACAGACAGCGGGAAAAUGCUGCUGCUGCACUUGUGGCACUUGCAUGCGCCAGGGGCUCUUUGAAGACUUUCAUUCACACAGUUCAUCUGCUGCAAAAACAAACUGAUUUGGGCCAUCUUCCUGUGUCAGAUGUGCUUUACAGACUUCUGCUCCUUGAAGGAGGCCCUGGCUCCCCAUCCUGCCUCUUAGGGGGCAAACACAGUGUGUCUUGGGGUUUUGAGGAUAUGCUACCCACUCCUGAUAAUUCCACUGGAGGAGCAGAAAAUAAAGACACAGAUCUUGGGCGCUGUCUAGCCACAGAUGGUCUAUAUCUGUACACCACCAAUUCUUCUGGGAGAGGACUAAGCAAGCUUGGCUCUGGUUUACAUGGAACACUUAGGGGUUUUGUGUAUUGUCGAAAUGAAGAGUUGGAGCCAGGCUGGGUCGUGUUCAGCAGUGGCCGUCUUCUCCAUCGUCCCUCUUCCUUUGAUGCCAAGCCUCAUCAGCUGUGCCAGGUUGUUGACCCCUUCACUCUCCAGGUGUGCCAGAUUGUGCCCAUGCCAGCCCAUCACUUCCCAGUGGGCAGUAGCAUGACCACGCUGCAUCUCUGCUCAGAUGGAACCUAUCUCUACUGGGUCUGGUCCCCAGCAAGUCUCAAUGAAAAAACUCAGAAAGGCCACUCUGUCUUCAUGGAUGUCUUUCACCUGUCGACACAGACAGGGUUGUGUGUUGCAGACAUCUUGCAAGAAAGAGUUAUUCUAACUCGCAAAGAGGGCGAGUCUUCCAAGUGCUUGAAUGAACUUCUCUUGAGUCGAAUGUCACGUUUCCGGGCCUCCCAUUCUGCCACACUGGCUGCUCUCACAGGCUCCGCAGUCACCAACACCGUCAAAGAGGAACAGUCAGCUGUAAACACUAGUUGCGGCCUCCCCCUGAAGACGCUGAGAAAGACCCCCAUGUACGUGUGUGGCACCUAUCUAGUAAUGCUUGUUUCCCCCCCUGGUGUGUCUGGUAGCUCUGCCACUCGUUCCCUGUUUGGAGGCACCAGCAGCCUGUCUUCUCUUAAAAUUUUAGCUUCCAGCCUGGUUUUUAACUUGGCUGAUGGCCAAUUCAGCAGCCGCGCCGACCUCAUUGAUGCUCCUGGCAGUUCUCUUGGCAGGGGCGCCCAGGUAGCAGGGCUAGGAGCAUGUUAUGAUGCAUUGAACAACUUGAUAUGGACCUGCUCCAGUGACUACAUAGAUCAGUGGUGCAAUCCUGGGAACCAAGCCUUUCAUCAUGUGUGCCAUAGACUCGGUGUUAGCCAUGUCAUCAAGGAACCCAAAGAGGAAACAGUUGCCACUGGGGAGGUAAUCAACCAGCUACUUCAUCAUGUAGGUGCUAUGUGUAUCCACCAGCUCAACCUACUGGCCGCCAGCAGCAACAGCCUGCCCCUGGAAGCACUGCUGGGUAAACAGCAUCCCAUUGAAGCCCGUCACUUUAGCAGCAUCUGCGACAUCAUGGAAAAGGCCAUGGUCAAUGGAGAUACUUGCAUUAUCCGCUGCAUUUUGGUAGUUUUCCAGGUGGUUUUCAGGUUCUUUAAUCCUCAGUCAGAGCAGGAUAGAGAGAGUGUGAGGCGAUCAGGCCUGCUCCUGUGGCAGUUGCUCAUGGCUCCAGUUGAUCAGAUAGGAACAGAGAUACAGAAAGAGGUGUGCCUGGCCAUCAGCUCAGGCCUAAACACUCUGUAUCAAGGAGAGACAGAACUGAACAAACUUCUAAAACUGGUUCUAACUGAAGGUGAAAGAAACGGUGGCCUGUCUCAACUUCGCGAUGUAAUUCUUACCAACUUGGCUGAACAACUACAGAAGAAUAGAUUUGGGAGUGAAGAUGAUGACCACUACAGACUAAAUGAUGAGCUUCUGCAUUGUGUCCUGAAGACCGUAGUCCGGGAAUCCUGCCUCCUUAUUACUAAAUGUCAGACUGUCGCCAGAGAUGAUUUCCUGAAGCUGCUCUCCACUGUGCCAGUGGUCUCACCUUGUCUGCGCUACCUCAUGGCUGUUCAAAACCACCUCCUCAGUAACACCAUUCUUAUCCGCCCAGAUGAAAGCGACGAUAGCGAUAGCUCCCUGCAAGGGGAAACAAUGAAGGUACAGGAGCUCCAGAGCAGCAUCUUGUCUCUUUCAACUAAAAUCCUGGUGGGUUGUGAUGAAGUAUUGGAGACCCUGCAGCAGGUGACCACAGCUCUGAUUAACAGUGACAUAUCUGACAGAGAGACCAGGUUGAAGGGCUUGGAGCAAGUAACCAAGGCAACAAUGCUUGGGCACCUUUUACCUGUGCUACUCACCUCCCUGAUGCAUCCCACCUUGCAGACUCUCACCCUGGCUGAUGCUCUCAUGCCUCAGUUGGUGCAGUUAGUACUUUAUACCAGCCAGACUGCCUUGCUGCUUAAGACUCAGUCUCUCCUUUUCAUUGAGGAUCCUCUACCUGUAGGCGGCUCUCUUGCUCAGGGAGCAAAGGCAUGUGCUGCCGAUGACAAAAUCCUUGAUGAACGAGAAGAGGCAGGUUUCUUGACUGGGCUUAAGAUCCCUGCUCCGUGGGCUGCUGGGAAAACGGUAGAGACAAUGCAUCCUGUGAGGGAUAAUUACAAGUUUAAAGAGACCGUUCACAUCCCUGGAGCCCGCUGCCUGUACCUGCGCUUCGAUGCUCGCUGUUCCUCGCAGUAUGACUAUGACAAGCUGGUUAUCUAUGCUGGUCCUAACACCAACAGCCGUAAAGUCACAGAGUACGGAGGAAACACUCUGGGGUAUGGGAGUCGCAGUGUCUUAGGAACAGGAUGGCCCAAGGAUCUUGUAAAGGUUGAAGGAGAUACUGUUACAUUUUCCUUUGAAAUGAGAAGUGGACGUGAACAUAACACUCCUGAUAAAGCCAUGUGGGGGUUCGCCUGUACAGUCAGAGCUCAGGAGUCAUCUGAGGAUGUCUCUGGGGGCCUUCCAUUUCUCGCAGACCUUGCAUUGGGUCUGUCAGUGCUAGCUUGCUCAAUGCUCCGCAUUCUUUACAACGGCCCAGAGGUGACAAGGGAAGAGGAAGCUUGUCAGGAUUUGUUAUGCUCAAAGCUUUUACAAAGAUGCCAAUGGCAGGUGGAAACAAAUGGUGCCAUUUCGCCUGCUCUCACGCCAAGUCCCUCACCACUGCCACUCACUAUAGAGGAGGACCGGGAGUUUACCUACCCCUCUGAUGUGCUCAUUCCUCCUCCAGGCCUCAUGCCUGGGUCCUACUUUGAUUUGCCUCGUAUCCGCCUUCCUCCGGGGAUCAUGAGCAGGCUGAGGGAGGUCUCUGGAAGGGCUCGACCCCAGUUCCGCCCCAGCAUUAAGGAGGUGAUCCGGCCAGAUGUCCUAGAAGAGGUCAUUGUAUCCUGCGUCAUUAAACAUCUGAGUCUAGUGGAUGGUCUCCAGUCACUUGUGAACUAUCAAUAUCGUGAAGAUCACACUGAGGAGUAUGACCUGGUCUGUAAGAUUAUGGCUGAGACCUUUAAGAAGAUCAAUGCAAUGGAGCGUCAGCUGCAGAGUGUUGCAGAAUUGGAACAGAAGUGGCAGAAUGAGGUAGAGGAGGCUCAGCAAGGAAAACUGGAGAAUAACACUCCUUUCUUUCAUGACUAUCACUUCUUUGAGAACAAAAUGAAGGAACUGGAAUUACUCUGCUCACUGAAGGAGGUACCAUUCGACUUCAGUGAUCUAGAGAAUGUUGUUCUGGCAUUGAGAGAGAAGUUCUUCCAGGAGGUAAACAACACGCUCAUCAGGGGCAUGGUCCCACUGGCUAAAACCAAAAUGCUUGUAAAAAGUCUGAUGAACCGCUCCGAGCUACUUCUCCAUGUCACCAUCGCUCCACACUGCAGAAGCCUAACCACCACACCAGCUGGGACACCAGGUCCAGCGUCCAAGUCUGUAUCAGAUGCCAAGACGGUGAUUCCUUUGGUUAAGCAGCCGGUCUUUUUACGCAGCAUGUCUGCUCCCUCUGACCUGGAAAUGAUUGCAAACCAAGACUUGGAGUUUAAUCAUGCUCAACAAAGAAGGCGCCACCAUCCGACUAGUCAUCGGAGCAGCUCGUUUACUUUGCUGCAGUCUCUGGCUAUUGAAGAUGGCAGAGACAAGCCGACUUACAGUGUACUGCUGGGACAACUGUUUGCUUUCAUCGGAACCACACCUGAUCAGGCUGUGUCGAGCAGCAGUUUCCUGUCUGCUGCACAGACGCGCUGGAGACGAGGCAGCACACGAAAGCAGGCGCUUGUUCAUAUGAGAGAGCUCCUAACUGCUGCAGUCAGAGUGGGCGGGGUAACUCAUCUGGUAGGACCUGUUACCAUGGUGCUGCAAGGAGGCCCAAGGAUUGAGGAGCUGACCUGUGGUGGGAUGGUUGAGCAGGUGCAGGAAGCUUUUGGAGAGACCAUGACCUCUGUAGUGUCAUUAUGUGCUCGCUACCCUAUUGCUUGUGCCAACAGUAUUGGCUUGCUUUGCACAAUUCCCUAUACCAGGAGUGAGGAGCAGUGCCUUGUUCGGAGCGGCCUCGUCCAGCUCAUGGAUAAACUUUGCAGUUUAAGUGGUCAAAGAGAAUGCAGCUCAAAUGAGAAGCAGACCAAAAAGCAGAAAGUGGCCACCAUGGCCUGGGCUGCUUUUCAGGUGCUGGCCAACCGGUGCAUCGAGUGGGAGAAAGUGGAAGGUGGUUCAACAGAUGCAGUUCAUUCUGGUCUGGCAAGGCAGGUUUCCAGCCUGCUGACCAAUCAUCUGGCCAGAGCAACAGAGUGCUGUGGGAAUCAGGCAGCUGGCAAUGAUGCCUUACAGGAUGUUCUCAGUCUGCUCAAUGAUCUCUCCAGGAGCCACAUAGGGAAAGCUAUUCUUAGCCAGCCUGCCUGUGUUUCUAAGCUCCUAUCCUUGCUGCUUGAUCAGAGACCCUCUCCAAAGCUAGUACUCAUCAUCUUGCAGCUGUGCCGAGCCGCACUGCCUCUCAUGAGUGUUGAGGACUGUGGUAAUGUAGCCCUGCCGUCAUGGAGUUACUCGAUCAAUACCCUGGAUGCUGAGCAGCAGGAUGCCAGUGACCCAGCUUCACGUAUUGCUGCCUUGCUACUGGCUAAGCUGGCAGAUUAUGUAGUACCAGGUUGUCAGACACUCCUCUCCCCCAGCUCCUCUGAACCAGAUACCAGUCUUUCCCGGGCAAGCUCUAAAGGAGCUCUCAAGACGGAUGAUAUCGGGGAGGAGGCAGAAGCAGUAGAUGGAAAGCUGUCGAUUUUCAUCCACAAAAGAGAAGAUCAGUCGUCCCAUGAGGUUUUACAGCCACUUCUUAGCAGCUCUGAGGGUCGACCAUUUCGGCUUGGCACUGGGGCAAAUAUGGAAAAGGUGGUGAAGAUGGACAGAGACAUGACAAAGAGUGGAAGCUGUGAAGUCAUCACUGAAGAGGCAUCUGCUGCCCUGAGGAAGGCUAACAAGUGGGCUCAGUCUGGCCUGAUAGUGAGUGUUGGUCCACCUGUGGAGGCUACGGCUCAGGAGGCUGCAGGGGGCAUUACGACCGGUGACAAGAAGAAAACUGCACAGACUGCUGUUUGUAGGGACAGGAAUGCUGAAUUGGCCAGGUCAGAUCCUGUCCGGCCAUUCAUCAGCGGUCACGUUGCCAACAGCAUGGCUGCUGAGGUUAUUGCUCUGCUGCAUAGUCUGCUGACCGCUCCAGAAUCCAACACUGCUCAGAUCUGGACUAGUACUGUUGAAAAAGUUCUUUCCCGAGCGCUGAUGUUUAUUCCACAGCUGGGGAAGUAUGCUGAGAGCAUUUUGGAAAAUGGUAGCAGCAGUGGCAGAAGACUAGCGAAACUGCAGGCCAUUGGAAGACAAGCUGUUGCUGCACUGUGUGCACUUGGGGGCUUCAAGGAGACAAUUAAGAUUGGUUCUGAAGUCCAGGUGGUAGGUAAAGGAGUUAUGGGAAGUGUGGGCAUAGUUAUGUCCAUAAAUGAGCAGGAGGGCAUUGCUACUGUCAAAUUUCCUUCCUGUGAGUACAGGAGAGCCUGCAAAGCCUCAGACAUCCUUACAGUACCGAUAUCACGUCUCUGCACUCCCAGAUCUGAGGCACUCCCCAUCUAUAAGCUCUCCAUUACAGAAAAGGUGGUUCAAGCAGUGCAGUCUAUGCUUCUGCCACAGGAGGGCAGUCUCUCCAUACAUACAUCGCUACCAGCUACAGGAGAUGGCUCCAGUCCAGUAAUGGCUGCAGUACGUUUGCUGGCUGAAAUCAGGACUAGGGCAUGUCUAGUGAUGGCACAGCUCUUAGAGGAUAGCUCCUUCUGUGAGGAGUUCAUUCAGCAGUGUCCAGCUGCUGUGGAGGUUCUGAACCUGGUUGCCCAGGAGUGCAGCCCUGGUGAGCGGCUUGGAAUGGUUGAGGCUCAGUGUAAGAGAGUAAGAAUGCUUUACAGGGACUGUGCUCGGCCACCGCCUCCACCGCUGCAGACAGACAGGCGGCAGCCCAAAGAGAUCACUUGGUGUCCAUCCAGAGUGUUUCCUCCAGUCCGUGCAUGUUUGUUCUCAUCCCAUCUGACCUCCGUCACUUUCCUGGCUGAUCCAAGUGCAGGAGGAGGGCUGCCCCGAGGAACUUUCAUCUAUGCCACCUCUCCUGUACCAGUUCAGGCACCAUCCUUUUACUGGGAGAUAGAAGUUGUUUCCUAUGGAGACUCUGAAGAGGACAGCGGGCCAAUUGUGUCCUUUGGUUUUGCCACCGAGGCAGAGAAGCGAGACGGUGCAUGGACGAACCCUGUGGGCACAUGCCUGUUUCACAAUAACGGUAGGGCAGUGCAUUACAAUGGUUCCAGCUUGCUGCAGUGGAAAAGUGUUCGUCUUGAUGUGGUCCUACUUCCUGGCGACGUGGCAGGAAUUGGCUGGGAGCGCUCUGAGGGCACACCACCUCCCCCUGGCCAGGCUCCUAAAGGAAGAGUCUACUUCACUUACUGUGGUCAGAGGCUCAGUCCAAGCCUUGAAGACGUAGCAGGUGGAAUGUGGCCUCUCGUCCACAUUCAGAAAAAGAAUGCAAAGAUCCGUGCCAACUUUGGAAGCCGGCCUUUCGCAUUUGCAGAGGGCCAAGCACACAGGAAUGCAGCCGACUUGUGUGUUGACCUGGCCGAGGAAAUAAGUGCAAAUUUUGAAGCACUCCCUUUUGCCAUGGCCUCAGACAGUGAUAAUGAUGCAGGUGCAAGUGUCACCUCAGACUCUGGCUCUCAUGGUCCACCUUGUCGGAUUGCAGCUGUUGCCGUUCCUCAGCAGCAGUACAACAGUGACCUGUCAUGCCAUUAUAAGGUGGAGCUAAGCUAUGAAAACCUGGUUACCUCAGGGCCCGACCCACAUCCCCCACCUAUUGCUGAUGACGAGAGUGAUGAUGAUGAUGACGACGAUGUUCCUAGAGAGGAUCACUACGCCCUUCUAGUGAAGGCCUGGGAGACAAAGGUAUUCCCUACCAUCCGUAGGCGGUUCCGUAACGAAGCUGAGAGAAAAUCUGGCUUGGAUCAAAUCAAGGGAGCCCUGCAGCUGGGCAUGGUUGACAUUGCGAGACAGACGGUGGAGUUCCUAUAUGAAGAGAAUGGUGGUAUUCCUCGGGAUCUCUACCUUCCUACUAUUGAGGACAUCAAAGAUGAGGCCAAUAAAUUCACUAUAGACAAAGUCCGCAAAGGGCUGACUGUGGUCAUCCGCUGUCCGGACAGCAAUAACACCAACAGCACAACUGGAGGAACAGCGCUGCCUAAGUUUGCUAUCCGUGGAAUGUUGAAGACGUUUGGUUUGCAUGGGGUUGUGCUGGAUGUGGACUCUGUGAAUGAGCUGGUUCAGGUGGAAACCUAUCUCCGCAGUGAAGGCGUGCUCGUCAGAUACUGGUACCCCAUUGAGAUGCUGGAACGCCCACCAGCAGGUUCACGACGCACUGCUGCUAACGGCUUGGUGUCAUUGGACAGUAGUAAUAUUCAGAUUCAUAGGGAGCUCCUUCGAUGUGAAAGCGCGCUGGCUCGGUUAUACUGUCGCAUGGCCCUGCUCAACAUCUUUGCCCCCAAGAAUCCCCACACUUUCACUCGUCUCUUCCACAUCCCCGCUAUCCGUGACAUCACUUUAGAGCACCUGCAGCUUCUUUCCAAUCAGCUGCUGGCUCCACCUCUUCCUGAUGGCACCAUUAGCUCCGGUUCUAUUCUUUUGGCUCAGUCAGUGCUUCAUAACCUCGAGGGUCAAAGUUGCUCUCCCACAGACCUGUUUUAUCAGGGCAAUGCUCAUCCCAUCCGGGAGUGGUUAACCGUGGCCAUCACCCGUGCCUUGCAUCAAGGAGAGGAAAGUUUACUUGAGCUCACGAAACAGAUCUGCUGUUUCCUACAGAACGCUCCUGAGCAGUUUACAUCAGAGGAGUUUCCUGUCACAGAGUCAAAAGUCAGCAUGGAUGUCAGUUUUCCUGGAGCUGCGUUUGUGAUCGUCUCCUGCAAAGAAAGUCAACUCGGUUGCCGCAAAGAUUCUAGCUUGUACAAGGCUCCCUGGGCUCGCGUCAUGGUCUAUGGCUUGGGUCACAAAGUGCGAAGAAAUGGUCAGCUGAAUCUGAUGGAGGCGGUAUGUUAUCCUCUAGAUGCUUCUCCUACCAACACAGGCCUUACGCCCCCUCCCACCACCAACCAGUACCCGUCUGUCAUCAUCCCUACUGAUAAAGUCCACAUUAAACUGGGAGUGUCGCCCCCUCCUGGUGCUGUGUUGGUGCUCCACUCAUUACCGCUAGAGUUUCCUCUGGCAAUGGCCUUUGCAGAGCAGCUGUUGACAUGGAAGCUAGGAGAAAGCAGUGAGCGAACCGAGGAUGAGUUGGACACUGUUCCCUCCUCAGUGCUGCUGCAGGUGGUAGAAUUACUCGGCGGAUUACUUUGGACUACAGAUCUGGCUCCCUCCAUCAAAGAGCUUAUCUUUCACCUGUUAGCUGAACUUUUACGCAAGAUCCACCACUUAGAGCAGCGCAAGAGCCCCGCUGGCCUUUCAAGCUCCAUUGCUCUGCUGCUGAACCCCUGCCUGGCUGUCCUAAUGGCUUUGCAGACAGAGCUCCGAAAGCUUUAUGACAAGGAAACUCAGGGAUGGACUGCAGGAGGUGCUGCAGGAGGAGGGUCGUCCUCUGGGGGCAUUGCAUUGGCUCUAGGUGCGGAACAGAGCCGGUUCUCUACCUACUUCCAUGCCCUGAUGGAAGUGUGUCUGGCUGUUGCAGAAGUGACUCUUCCCCUCAAUGUUGGCAGCUCUUCAGUGGGAGCCCUUUCCUCUACCAGCGCACCGAACCGCAGUGACUCGUCUUCAUCCUCUUCAUCGUCCCCAGGCCAGACACCUCAAAGCCCCAGUCUGCUAUCGAAGCGUAAGAAGGUGAAGAUGAAGCGCGAAAGGGCAGCAGCUGCAGUGGCUGCAGCAGUCUCUGGGAAGAGAACAAGUGGAGGUACCAGGCUAUCGGAAAGUGACAGCGCCCUUCUGAGCAUGGCGGGUAGUAAACCAGAAGACAUGCUCUGGUUCCACCGCUGCCUCACUCUUCUGAUGAUCCUAAGACAUCUUGCCAAUAAAGACCCACAGGGCUUAAGUGUGACCAGUGAUGCAGUAACAGAUGCUUGCCAAGCUCUGGUGGGUCCAACCUCUCAUAGCCGCCUGCUGGUACUCUCAGGUAUCCCUACGCACCUCGAGGAGGCAGUUGUUCGAAAUGCCAUCCGCAGGGCCUGUAAUGCACAUGGAGGACUGUUCAAAGAUGAGGUCUUCAUCCCUCUACAGGAGGAGGACCCCAAGAAGAAAUCAGGAGCUAGAGUUUCAAGCCCGCUUGAUGGCAAAGUUGCUGCAGAACCUGAUCGUCCUUUUCCUACCAGUGGAGGACCUGAGAGUCCUGACAGCUCCAGCAGUGUCACUCCAGCUUUAAGUGUGAGUGCGUCAGCUUCCACCAGCCAGACCUCCAUUUGCAGCUCCUCUCAGGGAGUCUCUCGCACCGUCAGCGAACUUUCUGUUGAUCAGGACCUGUUAGCUGUUCCCUCGCUCACCCCUGCAGCUGCCGCCACUGCUGUAACAUACCCCCAGCAAGGUCCUCAGGACUCUCAGACGGUUUCUAGCCAGGAGAGUCUGGACACCUCUCUGUGCAGCACAGGAAGCCUGGGGAGUCUCGGCAGCUUUGGGGAGCCGCUCGACAAUACAGAGUCAGCAUCCGUGUCAGAUGGAGCCUCUAUGCAGACAGUCACUUCUUUUGAGAGCACUGCAGCCAGGCUCAUCAAGGGUUAUGCUGUCAUUGAGGUCCGCUCACGAGCCAAGGUGGAAAAGAUCCGAGCCAGUCUCUUUAACAGCAGCGACCUGAUUGGUCUGUCGAGCCUGGAAGGUGAAGAGGAACUGAUGGAGUUGACCAACGUGGAGAUCCUGACCGUUUCCAGUGUUAACCAAAGCCUCUUUGACACACAGGGAAGCUCUGCUUUAGAAGACUACUUUCUGGAGAAGUCAAUCAAAGGCGACAAACUUGUUACUGGGGCCAAAGAUGUCCUCACUGAUAUUUUUAAAAGCUGUGUGCACUCGGAGCAGAUGUUGAGCCUCACACCAGCUAAGCCUGUUAAAGUGUCUGAUAUUUACCUCAGCAAGGAGCAGAUCAACUCUCAGACCCCAGGGAACCUGCUGCACACUUUCUUUACCAAUGUUCGACCUCCUAAGAAAGUUCUCGAAGAUCAACUCACUCAGAUUUUGAGAAAGUAUGGGACACCCAAGCCAAACAAGAACAAGUACAAUAAGGCAGGAAAAGAACAACAUCAGGGUAAAGUUGUGAGCACGAAAAGACCCAUCACAAAACCCCUCACCAAGGAGAAAUCGGUCCUCAACAGUGUUAGGACUGCAUUGAGUGAAAAGAAAACUGUGCUAAAGCCAAAAUCUCCUGAGAAAUCCAGACCUGAUGAGAAAGACGUAGAAAAAUCACCGGCUAAAAAAACUGAAGCCACAGAAGAGAAGUACCUGACUCUGGAAGGCUUCCAUAAAUUUGCUGUCGAUCGGGCGAAGCAGGACAUCCGCAGCGUGUGGAGAGCUCUUUUGGCUUGUGGUUAUGACCUUCAUUUUGAAAGGUGCACGUGUAUAGACACCCGGCAUGCCCAGAAGGCCUGUAGAAAGUGGAGCUUAGACAUGGAUGUGGCGUUGGUGCAGUACAUCAACAGACUGUGUCGUCACCUGGCCAUCACACCAGCCAGGCUGCACCCCCAUGAGGUCUACUUAGAUCCCAGUGAUGCUGCAGAUCCUCGUGUCGCCUGCUUGCUCAAUGUACCCGUGGAGAGCCUGCGCCUGCGCUUUGCUUUACUGCAGUCUCUUAAUAACACCCUGGAGAGUUUCUUUCUGCCACUUGUGGAGCUGAGACAGACGCAUACAUAUCAGAACAGUAUCGCUGCGCUUUUGGGCGAGGCAAAGGGUUUCGUCUUCUACGACACCAAGUUGACUGUAAUGAACCGAGUAUUGAAUGCUACAGUGCAGCGUACAGCUGACCAUGCCGCUCCAGAGAUUACACUGGACCCUCUGGAAAUUGUUGGAGGUGAAAUCAGAUCAUCAGAAAACACCUACUUAUGCCAGGCAGCACGCCAGCUGUCCUGUGUACCAUCAUCUCAGCUCUGUGUAAAACUGGCCAGCGGAGGAGACCCGACAUAUGCCUUCAACAUUCGUUUCACUGGAGAAGAAGUUCACGGCACAAGUGGCUCCUUUAGACACUUUCUGUGGCAGGUGUGUAAGGAGUUACAGAGCUCUGCACUCUCCCUGCUGCUCUCCUGUCCCAGUGCUGCAGCCAACCGUAACAAGGGGAAGUACAUCCUGACUCCCUGCCCCAUCAGCUAUGCAGAAGAACAGUUGUUGCACUUUUUUGGUCAGCUCCUUGGCAUAGCCAUCCGGGCAGAUGUCCCCCUUCCUUUGGAUCUGCUGGGAUCUUUUUGGAAAGGCCUCGUUGGAGAACCUCUUGACCAAGAGCAGGACCUGCAAGAAGCAGAUGUGCUCACCUACAACUAUGUUAAGAAGUUUGAAAAUGUGACUGAUGAGAGUGAGCUGGAGGCCCUGUGUGCUGAGAUCUCCUCCCAGCACCAUUCAGGAGAAAGCCCAGACUCCCCCAGCAGGCCCUGCUGCACUUUCACUUACUUCACUAUGACGGGUGAAGAAGUGGAGCUUUGUCAGGGAGGACAUGGCCUCAGUGUCAGCUGGGAGAACAAGGACGUGUAUGCGCGGGCGGUGAGGAGCCUCCGUCUGAGGGAGCUGGAGAAUGUGGAGUGUAUGACAGCAGUGCGUGCAGGACUAGGAUCCAUCAUUCCUCUGCAGCUGCUAACCAUGCUCAGCCCUCUGGAAAUUGAACUACGCACAUGUGGCUUGCCUUACAUUAACCUGGAGUUCCUCAAGGCUCACACCAUGUACCAAGUUGGUCUGAUGGAGACCGACCAGCACAUUGAGUUUUUCUGGACCGCCCUGGAAAUGUUCACUCAGGAAGAGCUCUGCAAAUUUAUCAAAUUUGCCUGCAACCAGGAGCGCAUCCCAUUUACCUGCCCGUGUAAAGAUGGCGGACCAGACACGGCCCACGUUCCCCCGUACCCCAUGAAAAUCGCCCCUCCAGAUGGAGCUGCAGGUCAGCCAGACUCGCGCUACAUUCGAGUGGAAACAUGCAUGUUCAUGGUGAAACUGCCACAGUACACUUCUUUGGAUGUAAUGCUGGAGAAGCUGCGCUAUGCCAUCCACUACCGCGAGGAUCCUCUGAGUGGCUAAGAAGACUUGAGAACCAGACAUUCCCAGGCAGUAGAACCCACCAUUAUCUUCUGCCCGCUCCCGGAUCUUCCUCUGAGACAGACUGCAAGUCAACACUCUGCUUCAGCAGCAAAGUCAGACACUUUUAUCUUAAAAGGAAGUCAACAUUUUGGUUUUCCUCCUGUUUUUUUUGUUGCCAUUUGCCGAAGUUCUGCAUUUUCUUUCAUUCAGGGAGGAUGUAUUUAAUCAGCAGCUUUGGCUGCAUAUACUUCUGAUUUUUGUUGCACUGAUUGAGGAGGGCAUUGAAGUGAAACAGCUGUGAAAGAGAUUUGUUCCCAUGUUCCUUUUACCUUUUUUUGAGCCAGCUUUUCAACUUUAACAAAAGUCCAUAUCAACCUUCAGAACAGCACUUUACCGUUUACAUGCUACAGCCCAGUGUUCAAAAACAGAGCUCUACAGAAGCUGGCAGUGCCCCUGCUAACCCUUAGUGUUAGC
This is a messenger RNA of Cyprinodon tularosa, 14339 nucleotides long. Its product is annotated as probable E3 ubiquitin-protein ligase HECTD4. NCBI's taxonomy places the organism in Eukaryota, Metazoa, Chordata, Actinopteri, Cyprinodontiformes, Cyprinodontidae. The transcript has 76 exons. Bases 516 to 13865 code for a protein of 4449 amino acids. The record is from RefSeq and is a predicted model, not a curated record. Gene Ontology annotation, molecular function: ubiquitin-protein transferase activity.